UGCGUGCGUGCGUGCGUGCGUGUGUGUGUGUGUGUGCUUGCAUGUGCGUGUGUGUGUGCUUGCGUGUGCGUGUGUGCAUGUCUGCACGUGCGGGUGUGCCUGCGUGUGUGUGUGUGUGUAUGUUUCUCAGAUCCCCAAAAAAUGACAUCCUCAGUGAGCAUGAGCCUAGGUCUGAACUCCACAGACCCAUGGCGCCAUGUGGUCUGAAUAUAGCCAGGCUGCAUUUCUGACCAAUUAAAUGUGUAACCUAUUUCUAGGUAUCUUAGUGUGUGUGUUGCUUCAUGGGUCCUGAAAAGCAAAAAAGUUCAGGUCCCAAAUUUGGAAAGUAAUGUGCUUUGUGGAAGGCCGGUCUUUAUUAUAGAAAUAUUACAGUUGAUUACAAUAGUUUUACUAUUGCAAUUGUUGCUGCAAGGGUUAGACUCUGUUGGGUGCAAAGCUUUUUUUCAUUGGAUAAUAAAUCAUGGUAACUUUGUCUGUUCAUUGGAGAUAACCCUUGAAAAGACAGCGCAUGCAUGAAGACACAUUUUCCUGCUUAGCUGCUACAGAUAAGUAAUUACGGAAUUCGGGAUACGUUGAAUGUAUGGAAAUAGAAUGGAAUGAAUCACAGAAAAAUUGUGUUGUAAUUCUUAUGUUCAAUGAAUGACGUAUCCACAUGACUACUGUCACAACCCAGUUCAAAGGUUGGACAACCUUUGAGGGGGCACAGCACAUGAGAGAACUCCAGUCUUUCUAUUGAUUUAAGAUCGACAAAUAUUAAUGACUGUGGGCGUCUGUGGUCUCCGUGGUGUUUACAUUUACAUUUAGGGGAUUUAACCUGUUGAGGACAACCAUCUUGGUGCCGGGAUCUGUUAGCAGAGACAUUAGUGUUUGUGUUUAUGUGUGUGUGUGUGUGUGUGUGUGUGAUUGCAGGACUGUUUGCCCUGCUGUUGAUAGUGCUAGAGUGGACCCAACCCUGCCUGCCUUCCCCUCUGAGACCCAUCUGCGACCUGAGGGUCCUCAACCACUUCAUCAAGGAGGCCAGAGACGCAGAGACUGCAAUGCGGUCGUGUUUGGAAGGAUGCAGUCUCUCCGAGUCCGUCACUGUUCCCCAAACCAGAGUUGACUUUGAAAUCUGGGAGAGGAAAACUGCAGAGGUCCAAGCACAGGAGGUGCAGUCGGGCCUGUGGCUGUUGCACCAGGCCCUGAGUCUGCUGCAGAGCUCCGUCACCAACACAGCGCUGCAGAGCCACUUAGACAACAGUCUCCGGAACCUGCUCAGCACCAACGCCGUGCUGCGCAGCCUCAACUUCCAGGAGUACGUCCCGACAGACGGUGGCCCGGCCGGGGAAGAUACAUGGCGGGUAUCCACGGCCACAGAACUUCUUCAAGUGUACGUCAACUUCCUGCGUGGCAAGGUGCACCUCCUCCUGUCAGGUGCGCAGGCAUGCCAGCAAGACGUCAGCUGAUUGGCCAAGAAACUGGACAGAGUUUUUUUUUCCUUUAAUUGUAUAUUUAUUGUAUUCAACACUUUUUGACCACCCUACCACCGCGCUUAUUGGACAUAACGGAAAGUGGCAAAUUAUGUAUCCGCCACGUACCAAAGAAACGGACAACUUUGGGCGGAGGCUGAGAGCCAAAAUGGCGGCCCUUACUUCUUCUAAGACUGCACCUUGGAAUGUGAAGACGUGGCGUCUGGACAUGUGGGGGGGAGGGGGGGGGAAUGGGGCAGCAUACAUAGACUAAGGCAGAUGCAUUGCACUGCUUCAAAAGCUUUCCAAUCAGCACUCUUCAAGCACUUUGUGUGUGUGUAUGUGUGUGCAUACUUGUUGUGUGACGACCGCUCGUUUCAAUUUGUGUUUGUAAAAAGUGUGUUUGUACACAUACGUGUGUGUAUGUGUGUGUGUGUGUGUGUGUGUGUGUGUAUGGGUAUGUGUGUACGUGCGUGCGUUGGUGUUUUCUGUCAAUUUUACCCUUGAACCCACCUCUUUUGAUUGUAUGGUGGACUCACGGCAGUGGACAAUGCGAGGCAGUGGACCACCCAGAGAGUAUAGUUUGCACCUGGAAAACGGCAGAACGAUAAGUUUGCAACAUCCUUUUUCCCAUCGCCACUUCAGAGAAGGCCGGGUGGAGUGUUGCCCUGAUUUUUAUCCUUAGCCUCACCAGAACACAAUUAUGUUAUUCUACAGUAAAUAUUUUAAUAUAUAUUUGUAAUUGUUCUGCAACAGAUUAUUUAUAAAGAUUUUUAUUUCUGCCUUUUUAGAGCUGCAGUCACUGUUGAAUGUAAUUUUUUACACUCUCGCCUUUUAGGUGUGUUGGGGGGGUUCCUCGAGCCCCCUGUUGCUGGCUAGAGCUUCAAGCUCACCCGUAGAGGUGUCCGGCACACCCAGAUCAUCUUGAACAUGUAUCGUUAUGGGUAGAGAUGCCUAGCGUUGUCUUUUUAAAGUUUUAUACUCGCUACUCUCCAGAAGUAAAGAAACAUUCAGACAAUUAAUUAAUUAAAAAAGAAAAAGUGUUUGAUUUUGUGUCUCUUUUUUUUAAAGAACGGAUUAGUCUUUGGUGCUAUCGUUUUACCUCCAAAUGACGUGUGUGCGUUUGAUGACGCUAGUGCCACAUGCGCAAUCAGCGCUGAACGACGAGGAUCCGUGCGGAAAACAAUGCCAGCAGGAAGAAUUGUGAUUGGGCUUUUUAUGGCUUACAUCCUGCAAGGAGCUAAAACCUAAACCAUUUUCCGGACUCCCAGGCUUUCUCAUUCACACUUGCAAACAGUGCGUUGUUCCCACUCUCGUAUGUCAUCGCUUCACGUCACAGGCAUAGCAAUCAGUCCACACUGGAACUCUGCGGCGGUGACGAGGGACGCGCGUACACUUCAUCAAGAGUCUAGUUAGUUAGUUAGUUGUUGCUUCCCAGCUUGAAUGACGGAUGGUGACCAAGAGAGUUGUUUCCUGAUGAUGUUUUACUUUCUUGUUUUUUCCUUUAGCCCUCUGCAUUCCCACCAUUCUUUAGUUAUUUUAACUCAAAAUAUUAUUGGCGGGAUUAAAAAAAGGAUGUGGAUUUGUUAUGUGUCAACAACAAGUCUAUUGGGGGAGAAACAAGGUCUGUUGAAAUCAACCGAUAAGGGACAUUUUGGCAGUGGGUUGGAGACACUGGAGUGUGUGGUUUGCCUCACGCAGUGGCGGCCAACUAACCAAUUUGAUUUUCCCACGUUCAAGGUUCAGAGUGUGUUUUAACAAUCCUCAUGGAUGUCCUUAUCUCAGCUGAUAUGCUACCGCUUAUUCAGGGAGAAAUAAAGUCACAAAAAAACUGAUAAUUACUAUGUUGGAUCACAUUGGGCAACAAGAGGACAGAAAUGGGGAGCUGGACCCGAAGUCCUCCCUAAGACCUGCAACAUUAACAACGACGCUUCAUCUCUGCUUCCUAAUUCUUCCUUGGGAUAAGGAUAAAUAAAUACACCACCGUCUGCGGUACUUUGACUUAGAAGUGUCCAUAUGUUUUAAAGAAAAGGCACUUUUUUUCAAUAAAGAUAACAUGAAUGAUUCAGAAAUACAAUCUAGACAUUAAUGUGGUAAAUUACUAUUCUGUCUGGAAACGGCAGAUUUUUAAUGUAAUAUCUACUUGUACAGAGGCCCAUUUCCAGCAACCAUCACUCCGGUGUCCUAAUGGUACAUUAUUUAGCUAAUUGUGUUAAAAGGCUUUUCAGCUGUGUUGGCACAGCUGAAAACUGUUCAAUAAAGGUGUGAGUUUUCAAGAGAAACAUGAAAUUGUCUGGGUGACCCCAAACUUUUGAACGCUAGUGUUUUAGAGACUUAACUGAUCUAGCCACAUCUGAUGUCUUGAGACUCUAUUUUCUUUUUAUAUACUCGUCCUUUUUUUUAUUUAUUUAUUGUGUUCUGUACUUGCUUGCAAGUUUUUAGCAAGACCACACACAAUGUCUGCUUUGGAUUACCUUACAAUAAUGCUGCUUUACAAUAAUUGUACUGCUUGUUGUCAAAUAUGUUGUAUGUCGCCUUCGACAAAGAUGUCUGCCAAAUGAAAUUAAAGUAAAGUAAAA
Messenger RNA from Gadus morhua (Atlantic cod), 4027 nucleotides. RefSeq names its product erythropoietin a (gene epoa). Gene Ontology annotation, cellular component: extracellular region. The transcript is spliced from 4 exons. Bases 876 to 1445 code for a protein of 189 amino acids. Gene Ontology annotation, biological process: nucleate erythrocyte development. The record is from RefSeq and is a predicted model, not a curated record. NCBI's taxonomy places the organism in Eukaryota, Metazoa, Chordata, Actinopteri, Gadiformes, Gadidae. Gene Ontology annotation, molecular function: erythropoietin receptor binding; hormone activity; cytokine activity.